Molecule: messenger RNA, 3110 nt
Organism: Bombina bombina (fire-bellied toad)
Lineage: Eukaryota; Metazoa; Chordata; Amphibia; Anura; Bombinatoridae
Gene: TMEM64
Product: transmembrane protein 64
Exons: 3
Coding region: 203-1177 (324 amino acids)
Source: RefSeq, a predicted model, not a curated record
UCAGUUUUCUGGGCACGCCCCCAUCUGAAACCUCUGCUUUUGGACUCGACGUUUCCCUGCAAAUUGGCCGGGCUGAUAACGUAGCGAGAUGCUGAGAAGCGAGCAGUGGUGUAGAAAGCUUCGGGACAUGGAUUUAUUGUGGUGGGGAUUCUGAGCUUUUACAUCGCCACGGGGAAGGUGCUCGUCAACUUGCUGCUACUCUAUGCCCAAUAUGUUGGGCUCCGCGCUUCAGCUCCUCGUCUCUCACGGCCGGCAGACGCUAGGUCGCUGGAUGCGCGGCCGGGAACCUCCAGACAGUCAGCUUGGUACGGACACAGCAGGAUGUGGCCAGCCCCAUUACUUACUCGUGCAGCCCGAGGUUUCCUCCACGGGGGAUCCCUGGAGCUGCCCAGGGAUGUGCUGGUGCCGGAGCGUUGUAUUGCUCUGCGCCCUGACCGGGGUGUGCUGCGCCUCCCUGGCCCUGGCGAGACAUUACCUGAAGGACCUGCUGCUGUGGGUAGAGAGUCUGGACAGUCUGGUUGGCGUGCUGCUCUUCAUCGUGGGCUUCAUUCUGGUGUCAUUGCCCUGCGUGUGGGGGUACAUUGUGCUCAACGUGGCGGCUGGGUACCUGUAUGGCCUUUUCCUGGGCAUAGGACUGGUCAUCGUUGGGGUGCUGAUUGGAACUUUCAUAGCCCAUCUGGUUUGCAAGAAGCUGCUGACCAACUGGGUGCUAAGCAAAAUCGAGAGCAGCCAGAAACUAGGAGCUGUCAUACGUGUUGUAGAAGGGGGCAGCGGGCUCAAGGUAGUGGCAUUGGCUCGUCUCACUCCUAUACCAUUCGGCCUUCAAAAUGCUGUAUUUUCGAUUACAGAUUUGUCCCUACCCAACUAUCUUGCGGCUUCUUCAGUUGGAUUGUUUCCUACACAGCUGCUAAAUUCCUAUUUGGGAACAACAUUGCGGACUAUGGAAGAUGUUAUAGCAGAGCAAAGUAUCAGUGGAUAUUUUAUCUUUAGUUUACAGAUUGUGAUAAGCAUAGCACUAAUGUUUUAUGUAGUCCACCGAGCUCAAGUAGAACUCAAUGCAGCGAUCAUUGCUUGUGAAAUAGAACUGAAGACAUCUCUUAAAGGCAGCCAACUGAAUGGCUCUGCAUUCUGUAGCAAAAGAACAUUGUUUUCAGCUGGUGGAAUCAACAUUGUAUGAUUGUUUUUUAAAAGAAAAAAAAAUCUAAACCUUUCUUCAUUGCCAAGAUCAUGGAUUCUACAGAUCUCUACUUACCUUGAGGGAACAAAUGUUGCAAAUAUUCUUUAAUAUUUUUGUGGACACCUGUCAGAUCAACCAAUCUGGAACUUUCCUGCAACUUUUUAUAUUCUUUAAGUGCUAUGGCAAGUGUAAUGCACUUAACUAUGUGACUCUUAGUAGAAAAGUGUCUUGGUGACUUUAUUUAUUAAUACACAUGCAUUUCGUUUCAUAUGAAAAGUAACCUGUAUAAAACUAAAUUUAUUUGUGAUUUUGCCUUUUUGUUUUGAGAAGUAUUGCUAUGUACCUAGACAGUGUUUUAUAACCACGCAACCAUUCUCUUCUAAGGUAGCCCAGGUAAGCUUAAUCCCUCCUAUCAAGUUGGAGAAAGUGCUCUUAAACCUGGUUUAAUUGGACUGUGGACUCUAGUGUCAGAAGUCUGGAGACUGGGAUUUGUAAUAGUUAGUGGUAGAACCUCCCUUUUUAUGUAAGCCUGUAAAGUUCAUUUUUCAUUAUUUUCAACUGUCUUUCAUUUUAGUUUAGUCAAAACAUUUUAACGGCAUGCUUGGAAAUAAACCUAUUGUAGACUAAGACUAUUUCCAAAUACGCCUUGAAACAAUGUUUGCCAUUCUUUUUUGUUAUUCAUACAUAUACAUUUAUACAGUGUGGUUGUGUAACAGUGUUAUCUACUAGUAGCAGUACAACAGGAGAAUCCUUAGAUCUGUUUAGAUAUAAAAAAUAUAUAUAUAUUUGGAGGUACUGUAUGCAAAAUGUUCUGUUGAGUGGCCUUGAACUUUCUAUGCUUAUUUAUUUUUUUACAAUUUUGAAACGAGCUUUAAACUUGCCACCGGCUUGAUUUGUAUGUUAAACUAAUUGUAUCAAAUAUGUUGUGUGUUGUGUAGACACAUUUCUUUGCACGUUUUUGUCUCUUGACAUUUUUUUCUCUUGCAUAUCCAAGUAGUCAAGUUAUGUUAAACGGGUAACAUAACUUCCCAAGUUUCUAUCAUGUAUUUAAAAAAACAAAAAAAAAAAUGAAACCUCAUAAAUAGUUUUUUAGAAGUUGGGGGAAAAAAAACUAGUAAUGCCUUUAAAACACCUGGAGCCGAAUCAUGUGAUUGCAGCACUUUUCUUUAGUGGCUUCUCUACGCCACUAACUCUUAUUUUGACAUAAUACUUAUAUAAAAUGUAAGAAAUUUAUAUUUUAGAUAUCCAGUUUUAUUUAAAAAAAAAAAAAAAAAUGAAUUUAAAUGCAUGAUAGCAAAUGUAGGUGUUCCGUGUCACUUAUGUCUGAAAUCAAGGAGUGUCUCCUCCUUUAAGACUCAGGACCUUUUUAAAAUGUGAAUUUAGAUUUUUAAGCAAUUGUGCUUUUGUUCUAACAGUUGAAACAUAACGGUUAAGACAUGUAGAAUGUAGCUGUAUAGACCAUUGGUCAUUUAAAAGAGUUAGUUUUCCUUUUUAUUUAGUUUAUAAAUAUUUGCUUUAAUGUUAAAUUAAACUGGAAUCAAGGCUCAUCAGUGCUUCAAAAACAAAAAGGUUUAAUCCGUAAUGUAUUUUAGACCAACUGCUCUUUUAGGGAACAGCAUAAAAAAAGCAUCUAAAUUCCGUGGUAUCAUUUUUUAAAAUAUUUUCACCUUUAAUGUGUACAUUUAAACAAUAUUUUUUUUUAAAUAAUUUUCGGGAAAGAGACUGAACUUUAAUUCUUGACCACAUGUGUACAGUAAAAUACAUUUGCAAAGCAGAAAUACAAUUAUGUUUGCUAUGGGAAAUGUUUUCUAGUAAUUUUUGCAUUUUGUUUGCAAACCAGUGCAAUUAAAAAGAAUCUUGUGUAUAUUGUAUUUUCAAUUAUAGUUUUAUAUAAAAGUUAUUCCCAAAAUAAAUCUUAUGCAAUUUGUUGUUA